GACAGUGAACCGGGUCUGUGGGUCUAUUAUAUAUGGUAUUUAAACAACCUGAGAGUCAAACUAACUUUAUCUUUCUUCAUCUUCUGCGUUACAGAGUACGGGUGUGCGCUUUUCAGCCUACUAUGGUUACUGUCCGCUGUUUUAUGUUCCUCAGAGAGUCCAAUAUAGAGAACGGCAGUCAGCUCGACCUGACUCCUGUAGAUCAGCCCGGGUUCAGCCGCACGGGAUACACUGUAGUGGCAGUGUGUUUGGGAAUUAUCUUAGUUUUCGGUUUCCUAAAUAACUUUCUUGUUCUUUUGGUCUUCGCCCGCUUUCAUGUCCUGAGGACUCCGAUCAACUUAAUACUGCUGAACAUCAGUGUAAGCGACAUGCUCGUUUGUAUUUUUGGCACACCUUUUAAUUCCUUUUCACCUUUAAGUUUCGCCGCGUCUGUGCACGGCCGGUGGCUGACGGGAGUUCAUGGCUGCAGGUGGUAUGGCUUUGCCAACGCGCUGUUCGGCAUUGUUUCACUGGUAUCCCUUGCUGUGCUGUCUUACGAGCGCUACAGCACCAUCCUCUGCUGUUCAAAAGCAGAUGUGUCUGACUAUAGGAAGGCCUGGCUCUUCAUCACGGGCUGCUGGCUGUACUCUCUCAUGUGGACAGUGCCGCCACUCUUCGGCUGGAGCAGCUAUGGUCUUGAGGGUCCCGGCACCACCUGUUCAGUCCAGUGGAACCAGCCCUCCUCGGAAACACGAUCUUACGUCAUCUGCCUCUUUGUCUUUUGUCUGCUGCUGCCUCUUCUUCUGAUGGUCUACUGCUACGGGAAGAUCCUCAUUGCCAUUCAUGGGGUUGCUAAGAUCAAUCAGACAGCUGCACAGAGGAGGGAAACGCACGUGCUGGUGAUGGUGGUUUCCAUGGUGUCCUGUUACCUGCUCUGUUGGAUGCCGUACGGGGUCAUGGCAUUGCUUGGCACGUUCAGCGUCGGUGUUGUCAGCCCCACAGCCAGCGUCGUGUCAUCCAUACUAGCAAAGAGCAGCACUGUUCUAAACCCCAUCAUAUAUGUUCUGUUCAAUAAUCAGUUUUACAGGUGCUUUAUAGCUUUAGUAAGAUGUGGGCCAGAACCUCCAGCCCAUCUCACCCUUCAUACAGAAGAAGGCGGUGGUCAGCGGGACUGUAUCCCUAUGGGGUCAUAUGAUGCUACUUCUCCGCCAGACAGCCCAGACAAGUUUGGGACCCAGAGGGCUUCAGUACAAAGAGGUAGUAAGACUUUGGUGCUUGUGGUGCAUUGUGCUUCAUAAAAGCCUGGGAUGAACGUUCCAUCCAUGCAAUACCAUAUUUAGAGGGACAGGAAAUGAC
Molecule: messenger RNA, 1335 nt
Organism: Carassius auratus (goldfish)
Lineage: Eukaryota; Metazoa; Chordata; Actinopteri; Cypriniformes; Cyprinidae
Product: pinopsin-like
Exons: 5
Coding region: 33-1277 (414 amino acids)
Biological process (GO): G protein-coupled receptor signaling pathway
Cellular component (GO): membrane
Molecular function (GO): G protein-coupled receptor activity
Source: RefSeq, a predicted model, not a curated record